Messenger RNA from Gregarina niphandrodes, 1731 nucleotides. RefSeq lists its product as hypothetical. Lineage: Eukaryota; Apicomplexa; Conoidasida; Eugregarinorida; Gregarinidae. The record is from RefSeq and is a predicted model, not a curated record. The transcript has a single exon. Bases 1 to 1731 code for a protein of 576 amino acids.
AUGUGGGGUGCGAUUUGGUUGCUGUGUGGUUGGGUGUGUAUUGGGAAGUACUUCGCGCCGGAGUAUGCAGACCGUGCGUUUCGAACGGUGGAAGUUGGGUUCGAUGCUGAGGGGUGGUAUCAGCUCGGCCCGGCCACGCUAGCGGUUACAGGUGGUAGUGGUGGUGGACCGGUGCGGAAUGGGACGGGCGCGUACGUUGCAGCGGGCGUGGGUGCAAGCGGAGGAGUGGCUGUGGCCGAUCACUUUGUGUCGGAGCGUACGGGGGAUCGCGUGCCGCGCGAGUCUGUUGCGCACACCGAGUUUCCGGCCGCGCGUAUGGGUGCACACACGAGUCUGGGUGGACACGCUGACGUGGAUGCACAUAGUCGUGUGUGUCAGAAAGGAGUGGGUCCGUUGCAGGUGUUCGGGUCUUCAUGGGACUACCACAAGAUGAGUUACGUCUCGGCGACGGACUACGUUGUGCACGUGGAGGAGUUGCGGCGGCCACACGUAUACUGUGCGGGUGCCCGAUACAAGAAGUCAUUCUUCGUGGCCGCGAGUGGACGUGAGACGGUACGUGAUAAUUCGUGUGUUCGGGGCUGUUACUCGUUCUGCGGUGCGCGGGACUUUGAUUGUGAUCCAGUGACGUUGGCUGCACAAUCGUUUAUGGUGUACUGCCGUGUACCAAUAACCACGGUUUUUGCGGCGUCUUUGAUGGCUACGGUCUUCGCCGAGGGGCCGGUGGGCACAGUGGUGUUGCCUCGACAUGCCUUCCCACCGGGUACGGUUAAAGCGCAGAUUGUAGAUGUGCUUCUGAAAGUAUCCACUGCCGGCCCACCCGCAGAUCCCGCGUUCGAAGCCGACCGUUUCCGCUCCACCAUCCCCGACGACGUAAAUAACACCGCAAGAUAUCAGGACCUGGACGAGACCACCACUGCAACCACCGCCACCCUCACCGACCUCAUGGGCCACGGUCGUGCACCCGGCCAAGAUAAUCGUAACCGCUUCAACAGACUCCCUUCCCAGGACCGCCGCGGCUUCGCCCGUGGCACACGGUCCAUCGACAACGCCUAUACCACACCCUACGUUUUCUGGAACGACGCCAUCUCGCUCCUCCCCGCAGAUACUAGCGCCCCACAAAGUGGCACCCAACAAAGCGGCGCCCCACAAAGCGGCGCCCCACAAAGUGGCGCCACCCAAAACGUCCGGUCACGACCGGACUACUCGGGACAAACGAACGUGACGGUGGUCGGAGCGGGCCAAACCGCCUUGCGUGUGCGAGCGGCAGCCAGUCAUCACUACGGAAUGUAUGACACGAACAACUUCCGAUACGCCACGAACACGGGGUACUACGCAGACGAAGUCCGCGUUGUCGAGAUGCCAACACCCACAACCGCCGUUUUGGACGUCGGUGACACAGUACGUCGUCUCUUUGAGUCUGGUCGUCUUGAGUUUUCCUUGCUCGGCUCCAGCAACCUCCUCGCCGCUGAACCACGUUUCGUCUUCCACCUAGCCAAUGACUGGCUCUACUACGUCCCCGAUGCAACUGAUACUUGUCGCAAACAAACAUCUAUGCGCAAGUGUCUAUACCACAAGUGCAACUGGUGUGGACACGUCGCACACGCUGACGACUGGGCACUCGCCGCCUGGGCACAACAUACCGGCCUUCGCCGCCUAGGGAACUGUGGCGUUCCCGUCGACGUCUGCUAUCUCAAAAAAGGGGUACCCACCAAAGCCUUCGUCAAGUCCUGA